UGUAGCAAUAAUUGCUCUCUGCGUCUUCACGCCUCUCAUAACCAUUCUCAAUGGAUUCGUUCGUUGAAGUCGGUCCCGUCUUUUUGAAGAUGUAGAUUGGAUUUAUUUGGCAUUCUUUUAGUUCAAUAUUGUGUGAGAUCAUUUUAUAACUACGUCAGUGUGUUUCCCGACGAUGGAGAACCAUGUUUUAAUCACCGUGUUUACAAUAGGUUUACUGACACCUCCAAACUAUGCGUCGGAUGGGGGAUUUCCUAGCUUUAAAAUGAGCAAUGAGGAUUGUACUUACGAACUAAACGUGAAAAAUAAUCUGAUAAAUGUUUCUUGUGGCCGAAAUGUUACUGUUCGCAUACACGAUAAAAACGGCGUAAUUUCCAUGACGGGCCGGAAAUCGGACAAUCUAUGGUUUCAAAAUGGCGCCCGGCCCGGUGGUGGAUUAUUUCGACCAAACAAAACUUCAGCAAGUUUUGGAGUAAACAACAGGGCAUCUUCUAAACUUAAAGACUCCACAACGAUUCUGAAAAGGAUGAAGAAGAAACUGGUGUACAGACAGAGAGUGUUAAAUAAUAUUACAACGGAUCUGAAAAAUGGCGACGUCGAAGUACAGAACGAUCUUUCACGAUUGAGAGAUCUACAGGCGGGCAAUGCUCUCGCCCUAGAAAACGUUGCAGCAACGUUGACUAACCAGUAUAGGUUUCUAAGCAUGGCUAUGCUGGCUCAGAACGCCGAAAUGAAGGCGUUGAUUAAUACAAUGAACUCACUGAUAGUGGCGACUCAAAAAUCUGUUCGGGGUAGCCUGGCUGUUAACGAUCAACUUCAGGAGGAAAUUGUCCUCUUGAACACGGCCCUUCAGCGGGCUAACAUCUCCAAACCAGAAAAAAGAAAAGAUUUCUGUCCGAGGCACUUGGCGGCUAUUCUACCUGGGGGUGAGGAGCUGCCGGUCGGUAUCGCACAGGGAACAUUUAUGAAGGAUCCUAUUCCAGGGGGACAGAUAUGGGUGACCUACGGCUAUAGUGAUCUCAAUGAAAUAGCCGAGUUCGAUUCUCAUCAGUCUUUCACCUUCGACACUGCCACAAAGAAGCAUACACUUCCGUUCUUUUGCGAAGGCACUGGUCACGUGGUAUACAAAAACUGUCUGUACUGUCAUAAAGUGAUGACAAAUAAGGUUGUCAAGUUUAAUCUUAUUGAGGGACGCUGGGUUGGCGAGCUGCCCCUCCCAGGCGGGGUCGGAUCCCACAAUACGUUCCCCUACGAGUCGGGUAUUUUUACGGAUGUGGAUUUCGCUGUGGAUGAACUCGGCUUAUGGGUUAUCUACGCGACACAGACAUCUAGAGGACACAUCGUCAUAAGUAAACUUGAUGACCUCAAUUUCAUCGUCGCCCAGACCUGGACGACGGACAUAUCCAAGGUGGACGUCGGCAACGCAUUCAUGAUCUGUGGUGUUCUUUAUUGUGUUGAUUCCUACAAAAAAGUUCCAACGUACAUCAAAUAUAUCUAUGACACGAACAAUGGCGGCAAAAGGAUUUUGACGGAGAGUGUUCUUCCAUUCAAAAAUUCUAUCAGCACCAACUACGCUCAAAACUACAUGCUUGAUUAUAACCCGCUGGACGAGAAAUUAUACGCUUGGAACCAUGGCCGGAUCGAGAUCUACAAUCUGUCCCUUGAGUCUGAUUAAAAAGACACCGAAUGGUACGGACUUGCAGCGGACAGAAGUCAAAGCUACCUGGAUGUCUGGAGGGCUACAGAAGAUGAGCAGUUUCUUAAGUCCUUUGAAACGGAAUAUUUAAUGAAGACAGUGAGAUCACUACAUUUAACGUUGAUAUUAAUGUACCUCUGAAAUCUUGGUAAUAAGGUCAUAUGUGAUGAUCCUGGACGUUUUAAUUCCAUGCAUUAUCGCAAAUACCGACGGUAAGAGUCUGUUGGGAGUUUCUAAAAAUAGUUAUAUAUCAAUAUUCUAUAUAUUUUCCAUUAAAAACAGAAAAAUAACUUAUAAAAUAAAUUAGACGGAAUCAACAGUUAUGCGUGAAUUCAUAAUCGAUUCAUGAACUUCUGGUGGUAUCAUUUAUCAUGAUGUAGUGAGUUAUCAUCUACAAUUUUCUCUUUUAGUUUCACAAUUAACAAUCGGCAGGAUUAUUGUCGUAUCUUACCACAACCUAUUUUUCUCUAUAUUGAUUCGUUACCGAAGUACCGCUGUGUCCUGCUUGUCCUAUACAUUGCAGUAGUAUGCCCUAAUAUAUCCCAUGAUAAUAUAAGUUUAGUGAAGAAUAUUCCACAGAUACAAUGCAUUAUGUAAUCUAAAUUUAAUCCGGAAACAGUUUUCCGGUCGAUUGCGUAAUUAUUCAUUUUUAUUAACAUAAUACUGUAUCAGUAUUGAAGGAGUUGACUGUAUAUAAGACUCUAACAUGUAAUGAAUAUUUAUUUGCUUUGUACAAAGUAAGUUUUUUAUUCUACCUUAAUGUAUGAUAUCACACGUCUUUAGUGAAUGUAUAACAGAGGGAAAUAUGUCACUUUCAAAGCCAGGUAUAUACAUUAUACCGACAGCAAUGAAAAGUGAAUAUGUAAAUAUGUACAUUAUAUGCGAAUGUUUCAUUACUUAUCCAUUUCAAUAGAUUUCAAACAUUGAUGAGAUUUUCCAUGGACGUUGUCUUUUCAUUUUUGUGAGUUCUUUUGUGUGGAAUAAAAAAAACUCUUAGAAAA
Ylistrum balloti is the source of this 2694-nucleotide messenger RNA. RefSeq names its product noelin-2-like. The transcript has 2 exons. The record is from RefSeq and is a predicted model, not a curated record. Gene Ontology annotation, biological process: signal transduction. The coding region runs from base 173 to 1672 and encodes 499 amino acids. Lineage: Eukaryota; Metazoa; Mollusca; Bivalvia; Pectinida; Pectinidae.